Xyrauchen texanus (razorback sucker) is the source of this 653-nucleotide messenger RNA. RefSeq lists its product as uncharacterized. Bases 88 to 426 code for a protein of 112 amino acids. The transcript is spliced from 4 exons. The record is from RefSeq and is a predicted model, not a curated record. NCBI's taxonomy places the organism in Eukaryota, Metazoa, Chordata, Actinopteri, Cypriniformes, Catostomidae.
CUUGUUCAGUGCAGUUGUGUUUGACACUUUCACUCCAAACUCACACAGUAGUUUCAGUCUCGUUAUAAUUCUGAAGAAUCUGCAACAAUGGCAGCAUCUGGCCAGUUGGUGGUAGUGUUGAGCCUGUGCUUGCUGGCUACUGCCGUGUACUCUCAAGAGAACUCCUCUCCAGAAAAUGCGAGUACACCUCCCCCGAUUGGUAACGGGAUUUGUACCCACUACACUCAGGGUGGGACCCUCCUUCUGGACAUGCCGAAGGUCUUUGACAUGGUACUGAUCGAGUUUGGAAGGGAAAUCCAGACCCUGAAUCCAAUGCAGGUUGAGAAGUGGAUGAAUGAAGUAGAUGAAGAUCAUGACAGACGCCUCAACAUGGCAGAGUGUACCAAACUCAUUGAGAAUUUCAUGAGGACAGUCAAAAGGCCAUAAACAUGCACACACUGCAGAUAUAAACCAUCUGACUGCUAGUAAGGUCAGCAGUUAAGAGGUCAUAAUGCAAGGACACGUAAAAACACAUCUCACAAAAACAUAAUUGUAAUUUAGUUUCUCAUGUAAUCUUUGUUAAACAAUAUGAUGUAUCACUUUCUCAAUAUAAAGAAUUUGAUUGUUUAAGAUAUUAGUUAAAAAAUAGACAAAUAAAACAAAUCAAAACACAA